AUGUCUUUCCACCAGUCUGCCCAGGACGUCACGCUCGACGGCGCCAUCCUUCGGGCCCGCCUUGCCAACGUUGAGGGUGAAUGGAUUGACGCAGAGUUCGACCUUGACAGCAUCCUUGGAAACGACAACGGCGCCUUCCAGUGGGGUGGCGGCGGUUUCUCCGGCUCCAGCGAAGACAUCAGCUUCGAGCUCGAGGGCGACGACCAGGUCCCCAUUCUCCGUGCGGCUCUCUUCAACGUCGACGGCGAGGCGAUUCCGGCCGAUCUCAACCUCGCCGAGAGGAUCCAUAACAACAACGGAGAAUUCUACUUUGAGUAA
This is a messenger RNA of Parascedosporium putredinis, 318 nucleotides long. The record is from the annotation of a GenBank genome assembly. NCBI's taxonomy places the organism in Eukaryota, Fungi, Ascomycota, Sordariomycetes, Microascales, Microascaceae.